Molecule: messenger RNA, 1139 nt
Organism: Pungitius pungitius (ninespine stickleback)
Lineage: Eukaryota; Metazoa; Chordata; Actinopteri; Perciformes; Gasterosteidae
Gene: mrps15
Product: mitochondrial ribosomal protein S15
Exons: 8
Coding region: 220-951 (243 amino acids)
Biological process (GO): mitochondrial translation
Cellular component (GO): ribosome; mitochondrial small ribosomal subunit
Molecular function (GO): RNA binding; structural constituent of ribosome
Source: RefSeq, a predicted model, not a curated record
GAUGUUUUUAAUGAUAGAAACGGAAGUAAAAUCUCUUCUCAAAUCGACCUGCUCUGGGAUUGUUGGCUUUGCCCUCCGAAACUCUUCCCCGAUCCUCGCUCGGCUAGUCCGGUCUCCUCAAAAUGGCGGACCACGUCUAGGGGUCGACUUUGAUAAACUGUCACAUUUUCAUAAUUUCCCGGGGCUACGUUCUCGGCCUCGCGAGCCGUCCUCGCCACCAUGUUGACUGCUCUGAGGUCCUCGCUCGGUGUUUUGGGGGAAAGUGUCGCUCUUUCGGCGAAGCCGUGGACACGCAGCCAGGCUUUCCUGUCGGCGCCGAGAGUCUGCUGCGUUGCCGGCAGCUUUGCUGCUCCAACACCAGUGAGGCAUUAUGCUCGGGUCGCAAAGAAAAAGACGACGGGCCCCGUGAGCCAGCUCGCUGACCUUCCUUCCACCAUGCUGAAGAUGGACUACGCAGCGGUUCCCCUCGCUCAAUCGACUGACGAGGUCGUCAAAAGGCUUCUGUCUCUGGAGUUGGCGAGUCACGCUGAGAAGCUGCAGCUGAAGAAGGAGCAGUACGUUGCUAAAGUCCAGAGGGACGAGAAUGACCGCAGCUCAGUGGAAGUCAAGGUGGCUGUUUUGACCGCCAGGAUCCGAAACUAUCAGGAGCACUUACUAAAACACCACAAGGACAAAGCCAACAAGAGGCGGAUGCUCAUGGCUGUUGACCGACGGAAAAAGCUUCUGAAAAAGCUUCGGUUGGUGAACUACGAGGCCUUUGAGAAAGUGUGCGAGCAGCUGGGCAUCGCCUACACUUUCCCUCCCGAGUACUACAGACGGGCCACCCGCCGCUGGGUGGCCAAGAAGGCCUUCUGCAUCAAGGUCUUUCAGGAAGUGCAGAAGCAGAAAGCCGAGCAGAGGCAGAUGAAGCAAGGUUUAGUCUCCAAAGACGCCGAGACAAAAGCCGUUUAGCCCCAAUAAUGGAUCGUGUCGUGUAAAUUACAAUUGAUUCCACAUGUUUGUGUUAACAUCUUUUAUUUCAACACCUUCAGAUAUGUGGCCCGGGGAUAGAUGGAUCCCUUUUAUAUGUGUUGCUAUCAUUUAAUGUUAUUUCUUCUGCUUUCACGUUGAUGUUGGAAAUAAAAUAAUCAAACAAGGUU